Molecule: messenger RNA, 7767 nt
Organism: Alexandromys fortis (reed vole)
Lineage: Eukaryota; Metazoa; Chordata; Mammalia; Rodentia; Cricetidae
Product: zinc finger protein 431-like
Exons: 3
Coding region: 114-1697 (527 amino acids)
Biological process (GO): regulation of DNA-templated transcription
Source: RefSeq, a predicted model, not a curated record
GUUUCGGACUGACGGACUCCAGCCUCCCUGGGACGGAAGGAGACUCUCGUGAUCCGUGUGUGCUGGGCUGUGCUGUGACCUGCUGCCGGGAGCUGUGAGGAGAGUCCAGCGCCAUGGAUGCAGUGACCUAUGAGGAUGUGUAUGUGAAUUUUACUCAUGUAGAGUGGGCUUUGCUGGAUCCUUCCCAGAGGAAUCUCUACAAAGAUGUGAUGCUAGAAACCUACUGGAACCUCACUGCUAUAGGCUAUAAAUGGGAAGACCAUAAUAUUGAAGAACAUGGUCAAAUUUCUAGAAGUCAUGGAAGGUAUCUUCAAGCACACGAAACAACCAAUAAUAAAGAGGAUCUCUUUGAAUGUAAUCCGUAUGAUGAAGCCUUUACAUCUGAUUCCUCUUUUGAAGUCCACCAGAGAAGUCAUUUGGAAGGAAAAUACUAUGAAUAUAAUCAAAUUUAUAAAACCUUUCCAUGUCACAGUCUUCAACAAGUGUAUAGUACUCAAACUGGAGAGAAAAGGUAUGAAUACCAUCAGUGUGACAAAGCCUUUGAAUGUCCCACUUACCUUCAAAUAGAUAAAAGACGUCAUACUGGAGAGAAACUCUAUGUUUGUAAUCAGUGUGGCAAAGCCUAUACACUGAAGAAGACUCUUCUCGCUCACAUAAGAAAUCAUACAGACGAGAAAGCCUAUGAAUGUAAUCAAUGUGGUAAAGCCUUUGUGUGCAAAAGUUAUCUUCGUGCUCAUGAAAGAACUCACACUGGAGAGAAACCCUAUGAAUGUAACCAAUGUGGCAAAACCUAUACACUAAAUAAGAAUCUUCUCUGUCAUAAGAGGAGUCAUACAGGAGAGAAACCCUAUGAAUGUAAUCAGUGUGGUAAAGCCUAUGCACUGAAAAAGAAUCUUGUCUCUCACCAUAGAAGUCAUACUGGAGAGAAAUCCUAUGAAUGUAGUCAAUGUGGUAACACCUUUGCAGAGAAGUAUACCCUUCUCAGACAUGAAAGAAUUCAUACUGGUGAGAAACCUUAUGAAUGUGAUCAAUGUGGUAAAGCCUUUGCAAGGAAGCUUUUUCUUCUCUGGCAUGAAAGAAUUCAUACUGGAGAGAAACCAUAUGAAUGUAAACAAUGUGGCAAUGCAUUUGCAAGGAGGAGUUAUCUUCUCUGUCAUGAAAGAAAUCAUCACACUGGAGAGAAAGCCUAUGAAUGCAGUCAAUGUGGUAAAGCCUUUGUAGAGAAGAGACGUCUUCACAGACAUGAAAGAAUUCAUACUGGAGAAAAACCCUAUGAAUGUAAUCAGUGUGGUAAAGCCUUUUUAGAGAAGAGAGGUCUUCAGCGUCAUGAAAUAAUUCAUACUGGAGAGAAACCCUAUGAAUGCAGUCAGUGUGGUAAAACCUUUGUCCAGUUGAGUUAUCUUCACAGCCAUAUAAAAAUUCAUAGUGGAGAGAAACCCUAUGGAUGUAAUCAGUGUGAUAAAGCCUUUACAGUGAAGUCUAAUCUCCGCAGGCAUGAAAGAAUUCAUAGUGGAGAAAAGCCAUAUGGAUGUAAUCAUUGUGGUAAAGCCUUUACACAGAAGUGCAUGCUUCAGAAUCAUGAAAGAAUUCAUACUGGAGAGAAACCAUAUCGAUGUAAUCAGUGUGGUACAGCCUUUACAAGGAAGCAGUAUCUUCUUCGUCAUGGAAGAAUUCAUGCUGGAGAGAAACCCUGUUAAAGUAAUCAAUGUGACAAAGCCUCUGUGGAGAAGAGUAGUCUUCACAUGCUUGAAAGAAGUCGCAGAGGAGAGAAACUCUGUGGAUGUAAUCAGUGUGUUAAACACUUUGUGCAGAACUAUCAUCAUCUCAUUCUAAACAUUGUUCUUUCUUGAUGGUAUGAGGAACAAAAACAAUCCAUAAGGGACAAAAACCAUAUUUUUCCAUUAAGGCAUAAAAAGCAUGGUUUAAUUGACUAACAGAAGUGGCCAAUAAUGAGUAAUGUGAAAUAAGCCCACUCCUAACUGUUCUAUUGUAAGUAACAUGAAAACACAUUCUGAGAACAAGUCUGUGUAUUGAUUAAUAUUUCAGCAAAAGCUAAAUGUUCCCAUUUCUAAUUAUGCACUUACCAAUCCAGUUAAAAUUAUAGAAGGAGGGAUGGCAUUGGACUCUCUUCACAGUUUUACAUCAGUAAUAUAUUGCCUCACCCUCCCUGUGUCAUAAACUAAAUUGAAGGCAUCUUGAUCACCUUUGUCUUCAAAAAUAUAUCACAUUGGUGAACUAUUUUGAUAGCAUUAUUUUGUUUGGACCACGUGAGCAGGAGGAAGCAGCCAUUUUGAUCUCAUUGAUAACACAUAUGCACAUCAGAGGAUGGGACAAAAUCCAGCCAAACUUCAAGGAACUUCUACCUCAUUGAAAUUCAUUGAAAUAUUAGGGUUGUGUGUAAUUCAGAAGUAUUUCUUCUAAGGUGACAGAGAAGUUAUUGCACCUGGUCCUUCUACCAUCAAGAAAGAAACCAAUGUUUACUGGGCCUGUUUAGAUUCUUAAGAUAUCACAGUCCUCUCUUGGGUGUGUUAGUUUUGCCCAUAUACCAAGUGAGUCGAUGCUGUGGGGUAAUGCUCUUGUGCACUGUAAAGAUUUGUCACUUGUAUUAUUUUAAUAUAACACUAAUUGACCAGUAGCCAGGCAGAAAGGAUAGGCAGGACGACUAAACUAAGAGAAUUCUAUGAAAAGGAAAGCAGAGAGUCAGUCACCAGUCAGAUAAAGAGAAAGCAAAUGAGAAUUCCUCACUGACAAAAGGUACCAAGCCACAUGGCUAAACAUAGACAAGAAUUAUGGAUUAAUUUAAGGUGUAAGAGCUUGUUAGUAAUAAGCCUGAACUAACAGGCCAAAGAGUUUAUAAUUAAUAUAAGCCUCUGUGUGUUUUUUUUAGAACUGAAUGGCUACAGAACUGGACAGGACAGAAAUUUCCAUCUAAAAAUGGCACCCACAGGUUUGGCAAGAAUUCCCACAUAAGACUCCACUAAGAAAGCUUUAAAAAAAUAAUUCUAGACUGAUAAGAAUAGAGUCAAGUGCAGUUUCUUGGUAACUGUAUUAUCUCCUGUAUUCUCCUGCAGCCCCUUUAAGAAACGCUUCCUAACUCAGUGUUAGUGGCAAAAAAAACCUUGAGGCUCUUUUAAGAAGCAGUGUCACCAAACAAUUAAAUGAUGUUUAUGAAUAGCUGGCAUCAGGCUUCCUGGUGGUAGCAUGGACCUAGAAACUCCACAAAGUUGUGACAGUAAUGUGCCUCCCACCAGUACCUCCACCGUGAAGCUAAGGAAUGGUGUGGGGCCAGCCAACAAAGCUGGAGCUUUGAUCCUAGCCAGAUGACUUAGCAGAAUCAAGAUUCAUGUGGUCAGAAAAAUAUAAAGAUACAGUAAAGACAGAUUCAGAUAAAAAUUUUUAAAUGGUUUAUAAUGUGUUUAAAAAUAUAUGUAGGCUUGAGCGAGAUACGAAAAAAGAUAAAGUCCUAAUAAAAGAGAUAGAGUAGUGGGGCAUGGUGGUACACGCCUUUAAUCACAGCACUUGGGAGACAGAGGCAGAUCUCUGUGAGUUAGAGUCCAGCCUGAUCUACAGAGUAACUUCCAGGGCUGCCAAAGAUACACAGAGAAAUCCUGUCUCAAAAGAAACAAAAAAUAAAAAACAAAAGAAAUAGAGCAAAAGAAUAAAGUCAUGUAAAGAUGGAAAAUACACAGAGAAUCUGGAUAUUGUAUGUUACUGUGUUGUCUUUGAGUUGUUUGACUGCAAAGGAAGAAGCAACAGCUGCUAAAAGACAAUUGAUUAUAAAUGCUGCUAGAUUAAUCCAACCUAUAUACUUUGAAAAUGCCUUAACUUCAAAUUUUAAGUCAAAUAUAUGUUACUUUGGAGAAAAAGUUUUGCUUUUCUUUCCACAGGAGAUGAGAGGCUGUGUAUACAUUCUGGGUUAAAACAAAUAAGGUUUGAUCAAGGGAGACCCCUGAAAAUUCUCCAGUGGAAAGGGAUUACCCAGAUGUUCCAACAUUUUAGAGUACCUCUGUUGCAGUUUCCUCUGAGUUCUAUAUCCAAAACAGCCUCAAACCUGUUGGCUAGUCUCACAGAAUACCCCAGUUAGGAUGACCACAAUCCUAAAUUUUUUUGGGUUCUCAUAAGAUUAUCAGUGCCUCCAAUUAGCUGGAAGUAACUUAGAAUACAUUCCCCAAAGUAGAUUCUGUAUGUCUGUCAUUAUUUAGGGUUUUGGUUACAAGUUGUUAUGGAUAACAUGAAAAAGCUAAACAAAGAAGAUUAGAUCCAGAGUUCUUGUUUUGAAAAGAAAAAAGGGUUAAUGCCCUUGCACACUGAAAAGAUUUUUCACUUCUAUUAGUUUAAUAAAAUGCUGAUUGGCCAGCAACAGGCAGGAACUAUAGAUGGGGUAUCCAGACUAAGAGAAUUUUGGGGAAAAGAAAGCAGAAAGUCACUCACUGGCCAAAUACAGAGAAAGCAAGAUGAGAAUUCCUUACUAAUAAAAGGCAACAAGGCACAUGGCUAAACAUAGACAAGAAUUAUGGGUCAAUUUAAGUUGUAAGAGCUAGUUAGUGGUAAGCCUGAGCUAAUAGGCCAAACAGUUUAUAACUAAUAUCAGCCUCUUUGUGUUCCUUUGGAACUGAACUGUUAUGGAACUGAGUGGGGCAGAAACUUCCAUCUACAAUUUGGAAUUUUGGGAUUCUACUAACUUUGGUUCCUGGAAGAGCAGAAGGACUUCAAUGGGUCCAUGCUGCUGUAUAGUUUUCUCUAUGAUUCAGCAGACCUAAUGGUACUCGAAGUUAGAAUGGCAGCUUAGGAGCCUUUUGUGGUCCCUUGUAGUUAUAUCAAGGAAGAGAACUUGGUGACAUUGGAACAAAGCUCUCCACCAUUCUGCAGACACCUUUCUUUCAGAGACGCAUCUUGGCAUACUAUUUGACCUUAUUGGAAAAUGAAAAUUUGACAAUGGCCCUUUUUGCCAGUCUUGCCAGGCAAACUGAGCUGCUCUGUGUUAUCUGACCAAACAAUCAUAGAUUAGGGCCUUCAUAGCAGAAAUCUAUUAUCAAAUGAAAGUGACACAUUUGUGAUUUGGUUGAUCAUGUUUGGAGGCACAAGCAAGUUACAUGAAGAACUUGCACAAAUGUCUAAAAUUUUUACUACAAGGGUGCUGAUCUUGCCUUUAAAGUCCUAGUUAUCCUUUUGCAUUGAAAUUAGCAUUUUCAAAGGCCAGAGAUUCAAUUGUUAUUUGUCCAGCUUCUAAAUUUGGUAUUCUAUUUACAAUUAAUAUCAAUCUUUUAAGAAAUCAUCAUACAUUGGGCCCUGUAUGACAUUAGUUAAUGGCUCAAUUUUCUUUCCUACUUAUUUAAUUCUGUCCCAAGCAUUCAAAGUUACUGCAUAGCAUAAAGCCAGAAUAUGGCCAUAAUAUAGGUAUUGCAUUUCUAUGACAGUAGUAGUAUAAUCCCCUACUCCCAUUAAUUUGAUAUAGGGAAAUUUCCCUAGCUCUAGUUCUCUUGUUCAGUGGUGUUAGCCUCUACUUUCAACCAGGUCCUCCAUUGUAAUUGUGGACCAGAUUCCAAGACUGCUGUAAACAAGUCUCUCCAAACUUGAGGGAUAAUUCUAUUCCAAGUUGCCCACAAGUUUAACAUCUGCUUCAUAAAAGGUGAAUGCAUGCCAUAUAAGAUUAUUACUUCCUAAGCUGGGCGGUGGUGGCGCACACCUUUAAUCCCAGCACUCAGGAGGCAGAGGCAGGCGGAUCUCUGUGAGUUCGAGGCCAGCCUGGUCUACAAGAGCUAGUUCCAGGACAGGAACCAAAAGCUACGGAGAAACCCUGUCUCGAAAAAUCCAAAAGAUUAUUACUUCCUUGAAUCUCUUUAAAUCUAACAUUGCCACAGAAGUCCAAUAAGCUCUUACACAGCCCCUAUCAUUUGGCAAUUCAUGUAAGGUUAUUGGGUUUAUUAAGGUUGGUUAUUUGAAAACAUUAGUCUGUUCCUCUCAGAUCUCAUAAUGCAAUGCUGAAAAUAGUUCUGUGUUAAAUUCCUCUGUCUGGAUUUGAAUACCUCUAUGAUCUUUAUAUGAUCUUAAUAAGUUUUUCUAAGGCCUGUAUCUUCGGCAUUUAUACCAAGCAACUUUUUUUUAAAACCAAGCAACUUUUUAAGAGAUAAACUAAGAAUUAUCAAAGCAGCAUCAAGGCUUAUUAAAAUGAUAAUUAGCAGUAUAUCAAUUUUGGGUAAGUUGAUUGUUUCUUCAUUUAAUUGGCCAUAUUUAUAUUGUAUAUUUGUAGGAGGAAGGCUACUUGUUCGUCCCAGCUGCUCAGAACCAAAAUAACCACACAGAAACUAUUAAUUAAAUUGCUGCUUGGCCCAUUAGCUCUAACUUCUCAUUCUAACUCUUACAUCUUAAUUUAACCCAUCUCCAUUAAUCUGUGCCUCACCACGAGGUCAUGGCCUACCAGCCAAGUUCCAGCACAUUUAUCUCCAACAGCGGAUCCAUGGCAUCCCCCUGACUCUGCCUCCUUUCUCCCAGCAUGCCAUUUAGUUUUCCCCUCCGACCUAAGUUCUGCUGUAUCAACAGGCCAAGGCAGUUUCUUUAUUCAUUAAUGGUAUUCAAGCAUACAGAGGGAAAUCCCACAUCACAUACAGAAACCUAACUUUAUCAUAAUUGUGUGUCCCAUUUUUUAACAGAUAAGAUUUCUCCUUUAACUAAUUGCUUGCUUUAAGAAUUCCCAAUUGAGCUGGGUGGUGAUGACACAUGCAUUUAAUCCUAACACUUAGAAGGCAUAGGCAUGUGGAUCUCUUGAGUUUGAGGCCAGCCUAGUCUAAAAGAGCUUCUUCCAGGACAGGCUUCAAAUUUAAAAAGAAUUCCCAAUUGUCACCAAAUUUGCCAGUGAUGACGAUGAAGAUGUGAGACUGACUACCACUAUUUAAAACAGUAAAUGGAUCACCAGAUUUCACGGCAGCAACAUAGUUUGGCAGGAGCCUGAGAAGGGAGAUCGGUGAAAGCCCACCAUGAGACAAGAAAGGAAAACGUAGCCAGCUACACUCUGGCAUAUUGUAGCUCUGACUUCUGCCUGUAGCUGCACAGCCACAGGCAAAUGCCUUUUUGGUGAAUUCAAAGUGGGCUCUAGAUGUAGCAUGAAGUUUAGUUGGUCUUAAUAGUAAAAAUUCAGAGUCAGAUGGGGGGGGGGGGGAAAGCUGACAGAUCAGUGAAGCAGAGUGGUCAGCCAAUAGAGAGUUCUCACCUCUACCAAUGCUCUGACUGAAAGGGCGAUCCUGCCUCUUCAAGACUGUGUCCUCAGACUUUACUGCCUAGACUGCACUGAUCUGUAUUCUCCCACCUUAUAUUCCUCUCUCUGCCCAACCAUAUAACUUUUAUCUUCACCUCCCUAGUGCUGGACUAAAAGGCAUCAGAUCCUAAGUGCUUGGAUAACCUUUGUGUGAGUUCUGGUUCUGUUUUAGACAGAUUCAGUCUUAGGUAGCCCAGGGUGGCCUUGAACUAACAGAUAUCCCUUUACCACUGUCUCAGUAGUCCUGGGAUUAAAGAUGUGUGCCACCACAGCCUGACCUCUAGUACUUAGCUCUGCGCUCUGAUCUUCAGGCAAGCUUUAUUUGUUAAACUACAAACAAAAUAACACUAUUACAUAUACACAAACACAUACAUAAAUACAUAUUUAUAUAUAUUAUAUCACUUAUCCCCUUCCUUGUCCUUUCUCCAUCCCCUCCCAAAUUCUUCUGAUUUCUUCCUUGUUUAGCAUGUGUGAUUAGGUAUGCAUAAAUAUAUGAAUAAAACCUGCUGAGUCCA